Messenger RNA from Panicum virgatum (switchgrass), 2991 nucleotides. RefSeq lists its product as uncharacterized. NCBI's taxonomy places the organism in Eukaryota, Viridiplantae, Streptophyta, Magnoliopsida, Poales, Poaceae. The coding region runs from base 53 to 2866 and encodes 937 amino acids. The record is from RefSeq and is a predicted model, not a curated record. The transcript has 3 exons.
AGCAUGCAGUAACACUAGUGUGUGCCCGAUCGAGUACCCCCCCACAUCAGCCAUGGCGCAGAGCAGCGGCGCUGCAGAGCACCGCGUCCGUAUGCCAGGAGCUCAUCACGUGGCCGCCGCCACCGCCACCGCCGGGCCGGCUGAUGAGCAGGGCAAAGGACGACCCGCCCGGCCGGAGAAGCAGCUCAUCUGCUUUGUUCGCUUUCUCGCGCUGACCGAAAGGACGGGCAACGCGCUCGGCACGCUGGCAUUCACCUGGGCGACCGUCGUCCUGCUCGGCGGCUACCCGACGGUGCUCGGCAGUGAUGAUUUUUGGUUUGCGACUGUCAUAGUAUUCCUCGAAACCUUGAGAAUGUUCGGCGGUAAUAACAGAUUGGAUUACCAAUUGUUCUUCCACACUAGAGGUGCUCUUAAACCUCUCGGAUGGAGUGGCUUGAUCAUCAUCGUUUGCCUUUCAAAUGUUUGGAAUUACAUGCUCAAGUUGAUCGACAAUGAUCGGGUUGCCCCUGCAGUUUUGCUACUCAUCCUAGUAUUAGUUGUUCCAUGCCUGUUUCAGUCUACAAGAUCUCUAGAACGACUCCCCCAACGGCUAUACCAUGUCAUAUCACUUUGGAGCCCCUUGGUUGCUGUCCUAUUGAUGGCCCCCUUAAUAGCCAAGUUCACUUCCGAAAACAAAGUGGUGAAGUGGAUAGUAUUUGGCAUACUGCUUCUUAUGGUGCUUAUACUUACAGGCAAAAGGCUAUCAGAUCAUGGUACGGGAAACCAACAUGUAUUUUGGCGUCGACUGAUUCUAAACUUGUGCAUGUUUGUUUCUCUAGUUAUGUUGGUAUUCAUGCUUGAUGGUCCAUCGCAUCAAGUUCUAGUGUUCGUCUAUGAGCUAUAUGCUCUAGUGCUUGUGUCAUUUGGUAACCUACAGAUUCCAGCAGCUGCCACACGCGUCGUGCUAUCAUUAUUGCGCCUUACAAGUCAAAAGUACUAUGGAGAGGAUAAAGAUAAUCCUGGCAAGGUAAACCUCGGGUCAACUCUAAAUAUCUUCUAUGGGAUGGUGCUCGGCCAAGGAACACUAUAUGUUGUGGCUUGCAUACUCGAGUUCUUCUCAUUCAUACCUCGGAGACACCUUGCCCGUCGUGGUGGAUUCGGAGGUCAGUUUGGAGUGGAAUCUGUCAGCUUGUACUACGCAUAUACCUUGGAGAAAAGCAUGGGAGGGGAUGUGCUUGGUUCAAAGAAGACGAGCAUCAUCAGCUUCGCCAUUCAUUGCCUAGACUCUGACAUUCCCAAGAUGCAGCUCCAUGGGAUCCGGACAAUGCACAGCCUCCUACGAAGGGAGGCGACUAGGCCACGACUCCUUUCGAGGAUCACAAUGUCCUCCAAUACGAUGGCAAGAUUAAUCAAUGUACUGGGUUGGUCAGGCGAAGGGUAUACAGUUAUCCGGUUAUUUGCUGCAAAGGUCAUAACUGAGAUUGCAACAAGCCUUCGAGUCAUAGAUGUCCCUGGGAUAGUUCAAGCCGUAUGUGCACUUGUGGAGUAUGGUGACCAAUGGAAAAGAGGACAUCCAUUAUUGCAGGAUGCAGAAGCUGAGCAUAAGACCAUAUCCGGUUCAGUUCUUAAUGGCAAUGACGGCAAUGACAACCGAAAGGAAAGAGUUGAUGAAGAUCUAGGCACUGGUGGCAGUGGCACCGCCAAUAAUGAGAAUUCAUGGAAACUUAGAUGGUGGAAGCACAUUUCUGGAAUUUGGUCAAUUCCUCACGAGGAACAAUUGACUGAGGAGGAUCUUCUACCGGCACUGGGUAUGUCAAUUCUUGAUGGCCUUGCAAGUUGUGAUAAGGCAAAUUGCGUGGAGAUAAGCAGGGAAACUAGCCUCAUCCCGAAGAUCAUAGAUUUCACAGGCUACUGUAAUUUUAAAAGCGAUGCCCAAGCUCAUCAACAGAGGGUUCUGGUGAAGUCAUCAGUGAAGCUAUUGCAUACCCUUACGGGUUUUGAUGGAGAGGUCGGCGUAACAAUGCGGCAGAAGGUAUGCAAGCAUCCCUUCCUACCUAGAAACCUUGCACAUAUCCUUGGAGACAGCACGAGCAGCCAAGAGCUGAGGAAGCUAGUGGCAGGGAUCAUCAGGAAUCUCUCCAUUGACAGGAAUGCAAGGCAGGCGAUUGGGUGCUCCAAAUUGAUCAUAUCUAGGUUGAUGCAUGCAUUCCUUGCUCCAGAUGAUGAUAUGUUGGUGAGGAAGGUUGCUGGGCAAGCACUAGCAAUGUUGGCAAUGGAUAGUAGUGGCAAUAACUGUGUAGCCAUGUUAAGGGAAACAGGGUAUGCACUCGUUAAGGAACUCACUUGUAUGAUCUAUGAUGAUAGGUACAGAUGCAUAGCAGCGAGUCUGUUGCGGAGUUUGUGUCUGCAUGCUCGACAUGAGCUUAAAGCGACAGACCUGAAGGAACUAUCUUCUAGCUUGAGAGAGUUGCUAGAAAGAAUACUCAAUGCAGAGGGUGCAGAACUAGAAAUCCUCAUUGGGCUCAGCUCACAGAUAUCUAAAGCUAUUCCUGAGGAGUUUGCCCGGGAACUCGAGCACGUGGAGAUCGAGGAAGCAUUCAUGAAGCGGCUCGUCGACGUGCUGGAUGCAAACAUGGAGCCUAGUGGCGAGUGCCCUGGCAUCCGGAGAAUGAUACUCGAACAGGCCAUAAACCUGAUGGAGUACAGCUCUCGUUACGUUAAUUGCUUCAACAAUGGUCCCAUGAUAAACGCACUGUCGAUGGUGGAAGAGACUAUCUCAAAGGCUGAGAACUACAAUAUCAUCCUGGGAGAUGUAGGGGUAAUGGAGGCUGGUGAACCUCUAUCCUCGCUUGUGGCCAGGGCUAAGCAGCUGCUAGCGGUUGGGUGAACAUGACAUCCAUCAAAUAUGCAGUCCAGUCUGUGAUCGAGAUGCAUGCAAUGUAUUAUUGUUGUACCAUGUGAAACCAAAGUAUAUACUAUAUAAUAAAGCUCAUGUCAUGUGUACUUUUGUUA